UUGUUAUAGUGUUUCUUGCAGAAAAUGGUGAUAAAGCUCCUUGCCAGUACCACCAAGCUUGAUUUAAACAUAAACUAUUAUUGUUAACGUUGCGUUAUUGAUUACUUGAUAAUAGUGCGGUUCGGGAUUGAUUAGGGAAUUAACCAGGGCUUUUUAGUAUGAAUUGAUCUAAGAUCCCUCUACUAUGGUCCAUCAUCGCUCUGCAGUUAUUCUGGUGAUAACUGCGGUGCUUCUUGGACAAAUCCAGUCAAGUCCAAUACUACGGAAUGAUGACAGAGGAACAGCCAUAGUCCAGUCCUGUCCCAGCCCCAUUUACUGUCAAGGAAAACUCCUAGAAGUAGUCCAAACUGCACACAUAUUUAAUGAUUCUAAAACCUUUGUCGAUAUGAGUCAGGUGUAUCCUGCUGAGGUUACUUUAAAGAAUUUUUGGGAUAUGAUGAACUCCAAGAAUGGCACCCCCUCCCGUGAUGACGUCAGACAAUUUGUUGGAAACAAUUUUGUUCGAGAAAAUGAAACGGUUAGUUGGACUCCAACGGAUUUCACUGAUAGCCCUUUGAUAUUAAACUUCAUCACAGAUGAACAAAUUCGAACUUUUGCCAAAGAUCUCAUAAAUAUCUGGCCCAUUUUAGGGCGAAAAACUAGCGAGGAGGUUAUUAAUAACCCUGACCAGCACUCACUGCUAGAGGUACCAAAUGGAUUUAUAGUACCUGGAGGGAGAUUUAGGGAACUUUACUACUGGGACUCCUUCUGGAUAAUGAAAGGACUUUUACUAAGCGAUAUGUACUUAACAGUGAAAGGUAUGCUAGGCAACAUAUGCCACCUAAUUAACAAAUACGGAUUUAUGCCCAAUGGAGGUCGAGUGUACUACCUCAACCGUUCUCAACCACCACUAUUCACCCUGAUGAUUCAGCAAUACCUGAAAUAUACCGAAGACUACGACUGGAUUAAGGAUAAUAUUCAAUGUGUCCAGAAGGAAAUGGACUUCUGGUUAAAGAAUCGGACUAUAAAUGUAGUCAAGGAUGGGACUACGUAUCAGUUAGCGCAUUAUGGGCCUGAAAGUAACACUCCUAGGCCAGAGUCUUAUGAAAAGGACUUAAAGACUUGUAGUUUCUAUGGGCAGGAUGAACAAAAAAAACUAUGUUAUAAAUCACUAAAAUCUGGAGCUGAAACUGGAUGGGACUUUUCUAGUCGAUGGUUUUUUGACCAAACUGAAGGAAAUAACGCCAACCUAUCAUACAUAAGGGCGCAGAGAGUCGUCCCUGUUGAUCUAAAUUCCUUCUUAUGCACGGCUUUUGGUGACUUGGCGGAGUUUUAUGGCAUUUUAGGGGACAUCGUUAACCAGAAAACUUGGCAAGAACGAAGCGAUGUUUGGAAACAUGCCAUAGAAAUGGUGUUUUACGAUAGUGAGGAGGGUAUUUGGUUCGAUUGGGAUUCAGAACUACACGUUGCACGACGGUUUUUCUUCCCAAGUAACUUUGCUCCUCUAUGGGCGAAGGCGUAUGAUGAAAACAAAAAAGACGAUUAUGGUCUGAAAGCUGCUGAUUAUUUCUUGCGAAAGGGCAUUGACCAAUUUUUGGGGGGAAUCCCCACGUCCCUGGAACAAACUGGGGAACAGUGGGACUUUAGGAACGCGUGGCCCCCCUUACAAGAGUUUGUAGUGCUGGGACUUUUGCAAACCGGAAAUAGUAAUGCGACAGAUGUUGCCAUUACUUUUGGAAAACGGUGGGUAUUGGCAAAUAUGAAAGGAUACGACGAGAACAAAAUUAUGUUUGAGAAGUAUGAUGCUCUGGACCCCGGCAAGUUUGGAGGAGGUGGCGAAUAUGUGGUGCAAUCUGGCUUUGGCUGGACAAACGGAGUAGCUUUAUCAUUUAUAGACUUAUUUUACACUAAUAAAUAACUUAUUUUAUG
This is a messenger RNA of Anthonomus grandis grandis, 1908 nucleotides long. RefSeq names its product trehalase-like. The record is from RefSeq and is a predicted model, not a curated record. Gene Ontology annotation, molecular function: alpha,alpha-trehalase activity. Bases 185 to 1897 code for a protein of 570 amino acids. Lineage: Eukaryota; Metazoa; Arthropoda; Insecta; Coleoptera; Curculionidae. The transcript is spliced from 8 exons. Gene Ontology annotation, biological process: trehalose catabolic process.